Messenger RNA from Tilletiaria anomala UBC 951, 2007 nucleotides. Its product is annotated as MFS general substrate transporter. The record is from RefSeq and is a predicted model, not a curated record. Gene Ontology annotation, cellular component: plasma membrane. Lineage: Eukaryota; Fungi; Basidiomycota; Exobasidiomycetes; Georgefischeriales; Tilletiariaceae. Gene Ontology annotation, molecular function: pantothenate transmembrane transporter activity. Gene Ontology annotation, biological process: pantothenate import across plasma membrane. Bases 486 to 1940 code for a protein of 484 amino acids. The transcript has 3 exons.
GAUAGCAGAUAACAUACAUGCCCGCUGGACUUGCUUGGAACAAAAGCUAGACUCCCCCCCGUUGGCACCAGACUGCACAAUUUGAAGGAACCCCCCAGCGCUCCAAACCGGCGAGGCCUCUACAUAACAAGGCCAAGGUGCGAGAGCGGCGAGCGACGGAGUGUGUGUGUGUCAUGAGCUAGAGCGAGCGAGCUGCCUCGGGCACUAUCAGUGGCGCAAAGGUCCCUGCUUUUCAUCGUUCCACUCCAUCUUCCUAGUCGUCUCAAGUCAUCUCGCUCUUUCCUCCGUGCCUGAUUAGAUACCUAUUACAUUGCUGAUCGGUAGGACUCUCAUCAAGGACUAUCCAACCGCAACGGCACGAGCUCAUCAAAUAUCGUAUUAAUAUUCGCCAUCGCGAUCCCAGACCCCAUCCAUCGCCCACCAGUGAUCUCAGUGUCGGUGCCACGAGCAUCAACGCUUCCCCGACCCUUUACUCUUGUCGCACGAUGUCACUCUUUCGCUCCGCCCGCAACUUUAUGUGGGGGGUGCCACCGUCGGAUUCCGCCGAGCGCAAGCUGCUUCUCAAGAUCGACUUCUUCGUUCUGACCUUCACCUGUGCAAUGUACUGGUCUAACUAUCUAUCACGCGCGAACCUGGCGAAUGCAUACGUAUCAGGCAUGCGCGAAGACGUCGGCUUCCACGGAACCCAGUUCAACCAGGUCAACACGGUCUUCACCAUUGGUUACAUUGUCGGACAACUUCCGAACAACCUGAUGCUACAAGUCGUGCCUCCACGUCUGUGGCUGCCGUCGAUGGCGCUGAUCUGGGCGGGCCUGUCCGGCUGUCUGGCAGCUGUGCAGACGCCCAGACAAGUCAUGGCGAUUCGCUUCCUGCAAGCGCUGGCGGAAAGCUCGACGUUCAGUGGCAGCCACUACAUACUUGGGUCGUGGUACAAGGAGUCCGAGCUCGGCAAGCGCUCCGGCAUCUUUGCCUCUUCGGCGCAGCUCGGCAGUAUAUUCUCCGGUGUCAUGCAAGCCGCCAUCUUGACCGGUCCGCUCAACGGCCACCUGAACCUCGCAGGCUGGCGUUGGCUCUUCCUGCUAGACCUAUUCAUCGGCGUUCCCAUCGCCCUGUACGGCUACCUCACCUUCCCCGACACGCCGCGCACGACAACGAGCUUUUUCUUGACCGAGGAGGAGCGAAAACUCGCCGUCAGUCGCCUGCCAGAACGGCCUAUGACCAAGCUGAGCUGGGACCUCCUGUCCCGCACGCUCAAACGGUGGCACUGGUAUGCCUUCUCGAUGCUCUUUGCAUGGAGCAGCAUGCUUGAAAGCGUCAAUAUCAACUCACUCAUGCAGUUAUGGCUCACCAACAAAGGGUUUGCAGGGUGGCAAAGAAACCUGUACCCACUCGGCCUGGUUUCUGUCGCGAUCAUCUCCACGAUCCUCUGCGCCAACUUGUCGGACCACUACCGCAGCCGAUGGCCGGUGAACAUCUUGAUGUGUCUCGCGCUGUUCAUCACCUCGACCAUCAUGCUGAUCCCGGACACGCCAGCGUCCGCGCGAUUCGCAGCGUUCUACCUCUCCGGCAUCGGCUACAGCGGGCAAGCAUCGAACUUUGCCUGGGCCAACGACUGCACCGCCCUAGACGAACAGGAACGCGCCGUUGUGCUCAGCUCGAUGAACAUGUGGUCGAAUGUCGUCAACGCCUGGUGGAGCAUCACGCUCUACCCCGCCACGGACGCGCCGCGCUGGCAGAAAGGGUUCAUUGCGAUGGUCGUUCUGUGCUUUUUUGUUGUCGCUAUCACCUUCGUCGUCAGGCACCUAGACCACAAGGAACGGCGCGAAAGAGCAGCGCUCGACGAGUCGGAAAGGAGCGCGCAUCACCCCCGCGAGGACGUGUCCGUAUCAGUCGUUGAAAAGACCGUUUUGUCCAGCGCGGAGGAAAUCGGCAAGGCGUGAGCGAGCGCAAACUGCACCACACACCUCUUGCUCUCUUUUGUUGUAUUAUUUUAUCAGCCUGCAACUU